AAUAUAUGUCACAGCAAGAUGAAGCGACGAAGACGCGAGCUUUGACCAACACCGAGCAGGCGAUGUUGACGAGGCGCUAUGAAUGCAAUCCGCGAGUUGCUAUGUAUUGAAGAUGUAUGAAACACUAAUGUAGUAAUCCGUACAAAGCCAAACGAUAUGGCCAAACUGGUGGAUGCUGGGCUUCAGCGCGAGGCGGAAGGGCUAUUCGCGAGCACGGAUGAAAUCCUCAUCGCGGCGUUUCAUGUCUUGAAGGUCAAGCAGCAGGGGGAGUCCACGGGGACGCAGCUGCUGAAGGCGCUCGGCGGCAAGACAUUCCUCGCUAAGGAGGCGCCCCAGCCGCGGCUGCUGUGCCUGACAGUACGGCGCAGCAAGACCACACGCGGCUUCAAACCCUCGCUGCACAUACGGCACCCGCCCGACGCCUCCCGCGGCGCUUCUGGCGCCUCACACCAUGCCCACACCGCCUCCGCCGCCGCCGCGGCCGCAGCCACCAAGUCCUACCCUCUGAAGACGCUGACGGAGAUCCUGGUCCCCGCCUCCAAGUACGAGCACAACCCCGCGCACCUGCUGGAGCUACACUUCAGCGGCACCGGCGCCUACAGCAAUGCUCGCGGCGAGGUGGUGAACCAGCUCAAGCUGCGCAGCGGAGAGGAGCUGAUGCUGGUGCUGGCGCUGCUGCUGGCGCUGCUGAGGCAGAACAACUACCGGCUGCCUGCGCUGAGCGGUGCGGAUGCGGGCGAGGUGCAGGGCUGGUGGCUGGGCCAGGCGGCGGCGGUGCUGCCGCUGCUGGGGCCCUUCGCGGCUGAGGUGCUGCUGCCGGGCGGCGAGGGCGGCGGCGGCGAGGGGUCGGGCGGCCCGGGCGGCGGCGGCUCGCGGGUGCUGCUCAGCGCCAAGGAGGAGCGGGACCUGGAGGAGUUGUUGGACAUGUUCGCAAUGGGGGUGGGCGACGUGGCGGAGUUUGAGGCGCGGCUGGCGGCGGAACACGAGGCGCUGGAGGCCGCCAACGUGCACACCAUCAUGUCCACCAAGCCCGCGGCGGAUGCGGUGGUCUUUGCCAUCAAGAAGACGCAGAGCAUGCUGGAGGACCUGGACGAGACGCUGCUGGUGUUUGACACCAAGCUGCGCCACAUGCGGGAGGACAUCGCCGCCAUUGAGGCCUCCAACAACAGGCUGGAGCUGUCGGCGCGCAACAACACCAAACUGCUGCACAGCCUCCAGGAGCUGCUGUCUGACCUGGCCCUGCCGCCCGACACCGCCGCACUGCUGGAGGCGCCGCCCUUCGCCGCCAUAGCCGCAGCAGCAGCAUCCGCCAGGUCCGACCGCGGCCCCGACGGCCGCCUGGCCGCCGUGUGUCGCGCCGCCUGGUCGCUGGCGGCGGCGCUGCGGCGGCUGGACCCGGGCGGGGGGCAGGGCCGCGGACUCAGCCCCUACCUGCUGCAGAUGAGGGUGGCGCAGGAGGCCCGCGAGUCUCUGACCUCGCUGGCGGGCCGCUUCACAGCCGCCGCCCUGGCCCACCUGCGGGCGCUGUAUGCGGCGGGGGUGGAGGAGGUGCUGGGUGCACUGGCGGCCGGGACCGACAAGGCGGCCAAGCUGGUUCCGCCGCCCCACGACCGCCUGCGCACGGCGCUGUGGCGGCAUGCGGAGCUGGUCCGCUGCGUGGCGGCGCUGGAGCGGGGCGGCGGCGGCGGCGGCAGCUCUAUGACGCGGCUGGCUGUGUCGUACUGCCAGCCGCUCAACAUGCUGCUGCGCAAGGAGCUGCGCAUCAGUGUGGCAGAGCUGCGCAAGGCCGCCAGCCUGGACAUGCAGGCCAACCCCAUCGACUACGGCCUCACCAGCAGCUCCAACCGCCUAGGAGGGGGCGGCGGCGCGGCGGGCGCAGGAGGCGCGGGGGCGGGCAGUGUGAUGGGCAGCGGUCGCGGGCCGGCGGGCAGCGUGGUGGGCACGUCCGUGGUGGGCAGCAGUGAGGACGCGGGCGAGCACGACGACGUGCGCAGUCUGGCGCCCAGCGACCACCUGGGUCUGGGCGCCUUCGCGGGGGGCCCGCUGUCCAGCGCCUCGCGGCAGAGCCGAUCCACCUUCAGGAGCAUCGUGUCGCGCACGGGCGGUGGCACGUACGACCCCUUCAACAUGGCCAUCCCCCUGCACGAGGCCUGGCAGGGCCUCCUGGAGGGCUACCUGCCUCACCUGUUGGCGGAGGCGGAGAGCGCGGCGGCGGUGCUGCUGCUGCACCGGGGCGACAUGAGGGACCUCAUUCCGCCAGACGCGCUGCUCCCACCGCCGCCCGACCCGGACGAAGACCCAGACGCCAGCGGCGGCGGCGGCCGGCGGCGCCGCGGCAAGUCGGGUCGCAGCGGCGGCGGCCGCAGCCGCAGCCGCGCUCGUGCGGAGGAGGCGGCGGCCGCCGCGGCGCUGACGGCGGCGGCGGCGGCAGGCGGCGGCGGCGGGGAGGGCGGCGGCGGCGGCGGCGGUCCGGAGCGGCCUCUGAGCCGCACGGGGCGACAGGUGGUGGAUGCGUUGCUGUCGGGCUGCGACGCAGAUUUCAUGGUGCUUGUGGACCUGACCGCCAAGUCCCACCAGGUCCUGUGCCUGCCCAUGAUGGCCCUGGCCUCGCGCUGCAUCGCCGCCCUCGCCCCCCGCGGCCCCGUGGCGGCUCCGCUGCAGCUGCUGCUGGCGCACUGCCACGCCCGACUGGGAGCCAACCUGGCCAAGUGGGUGGAGGCGCAGCGGGCGGCGGUGGAGGCGUACGGCGCAAGGCUGGCGGGCGCGGGAAGCGUCAAGUCGCACCACGUGGUCAACUUCAUCUCCCAGUUCGCACUCAUGGCACACCACAUAGAGGUGAUGCUGUCGGAGACCCCUGACGCCCUCAUAGAGCAGCUCUCAGGCGGCGCGGCAGUAGCAGACCCCGCCACCUCGGCGGCAGUAGCAGACGGCAGGCGGCGGCGCGGCGGAGCCGGCGGCAGCGGCAGCAGCACUGGGAGAGGCGGCAGGGGCGGCGGUGACGGCGGCGGCAGCGGCAAUGGCAAUGGAAGGGCGGCAGGCGGCGGCGGUGGUGAGGGAGAGGACGAGGAGGAGGAGGAAGAUGAGGAGGCGAGGCAGCGGCGGGAGCUGGUGCAGCAGGCGGCCAGCUGGCAGGCCCGGCCCGAGGUGGACUCUGUGUACAGCGGUCUGGUGGGUCUGAUGUUCGGCGCACUGGAGCGGGUGGCGGCUAGCGACACCAAACACGGAGACCGGCUCAGGGCUGAGAACUACGGCUACUUCGUGGAGGCGGUGCGGCCGCUGGUGCGACACGUGGCGGCGCUGGAGCCGGCCAUGGUGCAGGCGGAGGCCAAGAUGGUGGGGGGGGGGGAGGGGGGAGCGGGCGGGGGGUUGGGGGGGCUGGGGGCUGAGAACUACGGCUACUUCGUGGAGGCGGUGCGGCCGCUGGUGCGACACGUGGCGGCGCUGGAGCCGGCCAUGGUGCAGGCGGAGGCCAAGAUGGAGGAAUCUCUGUCCCGCUACGUGCGCUCGCAGCUGGCCUACACCAACCUGUGGAAGCUGCUGGAGGCCAGUGAGCGCAUGGACCAGUUGUUGCAGGUGGUGUCGCCUGCCGAGGUGCCCUACCAGGCCGGCUUCUCCGCGGCGGACGUGCGGGCGUUGCUGAGCAGCAGCCUCAAAGACGUGGAUAAGAAGGUCCAGCGGAUGUACGCGCGGGUGAAGAAGCACCUGGGCAACUCCAACCUGGCCUACCGGGUGUGGGAGCGGCUGUACGAGCAGCUCGUUGAGCGCUACUCGCGUCUGGACCAGCAGCUGGCGGCCUGCUACCCCGCGCUGCAGCUGAGCCCGGGGCUGGAGGAGCUGCAGGACGUGUUCAGGAGCGUAGGGCCGCAGUCAGCAACCAGCCCCUGAGGGGAAGGCGGUGUGUGGGGGGGGCGGGCGCAGUCCGCAACCAGCCCCUGAGGAGUGGGAGGAGGAGCAGCAGCAGCCCCUCAGCCCCUGAGGGGGAGCGAGAGGCAGCAGGAGGGCAGGCAGGGGGCCAGGAGGAGGGGAGUGCUAUAUGCGGGAGCCCAAUCCUCAGGUACCAAGCGAGGGCGGGGGAGCGGGAGGAGAUGGCCGUGUGCGUGUUAGGGGAGGGGGCCCAGGGAAGGGAGUGGCGCUGAAAUCGCCCCGACCUCCCCCCGCUCCACCCCGCCCCUGCACGCUGCGGGCCUGGCUGUGGUGCGGCAGCUGGGCCUGCAUGCUGCCGCGGGGGCGCGCAGUUCUAGGGAAACAAAUGAGAGGAUGAGAGUACGAGGCAAAAUGAGGAGAGUGAAAGCGAGGGUAGUGCGUGAGAGGCAGAGAAGGUGCGUGAGAGGACGAGAGGGUGUGUGUGAGGAAGAGAGAGGAGUAUGAAAAUGUGGAGAAGUAUGAAAGUGAUGUAUGGCAGUAUGGGACUGCGCAGAAUGGGGAAUACGUAAUGCAUGGCACUUUGACAUGUGGUAUAACCCUGUCGCAGCCGCACCGUUUGACAUUCUCAACCACACGGCGUGGCAGCCUGCAGUGGCGCCUACAGCCUGCCACCAGCCGCCCAGCGUCAUGCGGUCAUACUGUGUGUGCGUACAGCUGAGUCGGCAUCUGGACACACCUACCUUACG
Chlamydomonas reinhardtii is the source of this 4610-nucleotide messenger RNA. RefSeq lists its product as uncharacterized. Gene Ontology annotation, cellular component: plasma membrane; exocyst. The coding region runs from base 157 to 3885 and encodes 1242 amino acids. Gene Ontology annotation, biological process: exocytosis; Golgi to plasma membrane transport. Gene Ontology annotation, molecular function: phosphatidylinositol-4,5-bisphosphate binding. Lineage: Eukaryota; Viridiplantae; Chlorophyta; Chlorophyceae; Chlamydomonadales; Chlamydomonadaceae. The record is from RefSeq and is a predicted model, not a curated record. The transcript has 31 exons.